UCCAGCGGCUGCCGCCUCAGCCCUCCACAGCGACGGCAGUGGCCGCGGCGGCUGGGUCGGCGGCGGCGGCAGCAGCGGCAGCAGCGGCUGCGGGCUGAGCGGCGAGUUUCCGAUUUAAAGCGGAGCUGCGAGGAAAAUGGCGGCGGGCGGAUCAAAAUACUUGCUGAACAGUGGAGUCAGAGACCAAUAAAAAUAAACUCCUACUUGAACAUCAUUUGACUGGUUAGCCAGUUGCUGAUGUAUAUUCACGAUGAGUGGAUUAGGAGAAAACUCCUUGGAUCCACUGGCCCCUGAUUCACGAAAACGAAAAUUGCCGUGUGAUACCCCAGGACAAGGUCUUACCUGCAGUGGUGAAAAGUGGAGACGGGAGCAGGAGAGUAAAUAUAUUGAAGAAUUGGCUGAACUGAUAUCUGCUAAUCUUAGUGAUAUUGACAAUUUCAAUGUCAAACCAGAUAAAUGUGCAAUUUUAAAGGAAACAGUAAGACAGAUACGUCAGAUAAAAGAGCAAGGAAAAGCUAUUUCCAAUGAUGACGAUGUUCAGAAAGCUGACGUGUCUUCUACAGGACAGGGAGUUAUUGAUAAAGACUCCUUAGGACCACUUUUACUUCAGGCAUUGGAUGGUUUCCUGUUUGUGGUGAAUCGUGAUGGAAACAUUGUAUUUGUGUCAGAAAAUGUCACACAAUACCUGCAAUAUAAGCAAGAGGACCUGGUUAACACAAGUGUCUACAAUAUCUUGCAUGAAGAGGACAGAAAGGAUUUUCUUAAGAACUUACCCAAAUCUACAGUUAAUGGAGUUGCCUGGACAAAUGAGACCCAGAGACAAAAAAGCCAUACGUUUAAUUGCCGUAUGUUGAUGAAAACACCACAUGAUGUUCUGGAAGACAUAAACACUAGUCCUGAAAUGCGCCAGAGAUAUGAGACCAUGCAGUGCUUUGCCCUGUCUCAGCCGCGAGCUAUGAUGGAGGAGGGGGAAGAUUUGCAAUCCUGUAUGAUCUGUGUGGCACGCCGCAUUACCACAGGAGAAAGAGCAUUUCCAUCGAACCCUGAAAGCUUUAUUACUAGACAUGAUCUUUCAGGAAAAGUUGUCAAUAUAGAUACAAAUUCGCUGAGAUCCUCCAUGAGGCCUGGCUUUGAAGAUAUAAUCCGAAGGUGUAUCCAGAGAUUUUUUAGUCUUAACGAUGGGCAGUCAUCGUCCCAGAAACGUCACUAUCAAGAAGCUUAUAUCCACGGCCACGCAGAAACCCCAGUGUAUCGAUUCUCUUUGGCUGAUGGAACUAUAGUGACUGCACAAACAAAAAGCAAGCUCUUCCGAAACCCUGUCACAAACGACCGUCAUGGCUUUGUCUCAACCCACUUUCUUCAGAGGGAACAGAAUGGGUAUAGACCAAACUCGAAUCCUGUUGGACAAGGCGUUAGACCUCCAGCUGCUGGAUGCAAUGCUUCGGUAGGCGGCAUGAGCAUGUCUCCAAACCAAGGCUUACAGAUGCUGAGCAGCAGGACCUAUGGCUUGGCUGACCCCAGCACCACAGGGCAGAUGAGUGGCGCUAGGUAUGGGCCUUCCAGUAGCAUGGCUUCAAUGAACCCUGGGCCAGGCAUGCAGUCGCCAUCUUCCUACCAAAACAACAACUAUGGUCUCAGCAUGAGCAGCCCCCCACACGGGAGUCCUGGUCUUGGCUCCAACCAACAGAAUAUCAUGAUUUCUCCUCGUAAUCGUGGGAGUCCAAAGAUGGCUUCACAUCAGUUUUCUCCUGUGGCAGGUGUGCACUCUCCCAUGGGAUCUUCUGGCAAUACUGGGAGCCACAACUUUUCUAGCAGCUCCCUCAGUGCUCUUCAAGCUAUCAGUGACGGUGUGGGGACUUCUCUUUUAUCUACUCUGUCUUCACCAGGCCCCAAAUUAGAUAACUCUCCCAAUAUGAGUAUAACCCAACCAAAUAAAGUGAACAGUCAGGAUUCCAAGAGUCCCCUAGGCUUGUAUUGUGACCAGAAUCCAGUGGAGAGUUCAAUAUGUCAGUCAAAUAGCAGAGAUCACCACAGUGACAAAGAAAGUAAGGAGAGUAGUGUCGAAGGGUCGGAGAAUCAAAGGGGUCCUCUAGAAAGCAAAGGUCAUAAAAAAUUACUGCAGUUACUUACCUGUUCUGAUGACCGGGGCCAUUCCUCCUUGACCAGCUCUCCCCUGGAUUCAAGUUGUAAAGACUCUUCCAUUAGUGUCACCAGCCCCUCUGGGGUCUCCUCUUCAACAUCUGGAGGAGUGUCCUCCACAUCCAGUAUGCAUGGGUCACUGCUGCAAGAGAAGCACCGGAUUUUGCAUAAGUUGCUGCAGAAUGGGAAUUCACCAGCUGAAGUUGCCAAGAUUACCGCAGAAGCCACUGGGAAAGACACCAGUAGUACAACGUCUUGUGUGGAAGGAAAUGUCAAGCAGGAGCAACUAAGUCCUAAGAAGAAGGAAAAUAACGCAUUGCUUAGAUAUCUGCUGGACAGGGAUGAUCCUAGCGACACCCUCUCUAAAGAGCUGCAGCCCAAGGUGGAGGGAGCGGACAGUAAGAUGAGUCAGUGCAGCAGCUCCACCAUUCCCAGCUCAGGUCAAGAGAAAGACUCUAAAAUUAAGACAGAAACAAACGAAGAGGGAUCUGGAGAUUUGGAUAAUCUCGAUGCUAUUCUUGGUGAUCUGACUAGUUCUGACUUUUACAAUAAUUCCAUAUCCACAAAUGAUAAUAACCUGGGAACCAAGCAACACAUGUUUCAAGGAACUAAUUCUCUGGCAGGUUUGAGGAAUCCACAGUUGGUGCAGUCCAUUCGUCCUCCGUAUAACCGAGCAGUGUCUCUAGACAGCCCUGUUUCUGUUGGCUCAAGUCCUCCAGUAAAGAAUAUCAGUGCUUUCCCCAUGUUACCAAAGCAGCCCGUGUUGGGUGGGAAUCCAAGGAUGAUGGAUAGUCAGGAAAGUUAUGGCUCAAAUAUAGGUGGUCCAAACAGAAAUGUGACUGUGAAUCAGACUCCUCCUUCAGGAGACUGGGGCUUACCAAACUCAAAGGCCAGCAGGAUGGAACCUAUGAGUUCAAACUCCAUGGGAAGACCAGGAGCAGAUUAUAAUGCUCCUUUACCCAGACCUGCAAUGGGUGGCUCAAUGCCCACCUUGCCUCUUCGGUCCAAUAGCAUCCCAGGUGCAAGACCAAUGUUGCAGCAGCAGCAGCAGCAACAGCAGCAACAGAUGCUUCAAAUGCGGCCUGGUGAGAUUCCCAUGGCAAUGGGGGUCAGUCCUUAUGGCCAAGCAGCACCAUCUAACCAACCAGGUUCCUGGCCAGAUGGCAUGUUGUCCAUGGAACAAGGUCCUCAUGGGACUCAAAACAGGCCACUUCUUAGGAGUUCCCUGGAUGAUCUCCUUGGGCCACCUUCAAACCUAGAAGGUCAGAGUGAUGAAAGAGCAUUGUUGGACCAACUGCACACUCUCCUGAGCAACACAGAUGCCACAGGCCUGGAAGAAAUUGACAGAGCUCUGGGCAUCCCUGAACUUGUAAAUCAAGGACAAGCUUUGGAGCCCAAACAGGAUGCUUUUCAAGGUCAAGAAGCGGCAGUGAUGAUGGAUCAGAAGGCAGCAUUAUAUGGGCAGACGUACCCGGCACAGGGGCCUCCAAUGCAAGGGGGCUUUAAUCUUCAGGGACAGUCACCAUCUUUUAACUCUAUGAUGAAUCAGAUGAACCAGCAGGGCAGUUUUCCUCUCCAAGGAAUGCACCCAAGGGCCAACAUCAUGAGACCCCGGACGAACACCCCCAAGCAACUUAGAAUGCAGCUGCAGCAGAGGCUGCAGGGCCAGCAGUUCUUGAAUCAGAGCCGUCAGGCACUUGAAAUGAAAAUGGAAAACCCCCCUGCUGGCGGUGCUGCAGUGAUGAGGCCUCUGAUGCAGCCGCAGGUGAACUCCCAGCAGGGUUUUCUCAACGCCCAGAUGGUCACGCAGCGCAGCAGGGAGCUCCUGAGUCAUCACUUCCGACAGCAGAGGGUGGCCCUGAUGAUGCAGCAGCAGCAGCAAACCCAGGCCUUCAGCCCGCCCCCCAACGUGACUGCUUCCCCCAGCAUGGACGGGGUCCUGGCAGGGCCUGUGAUGCCACAGGCUCCCCCCCAGCAGUUUCCAUAUCCACCCAAUUAUGGGAUGGGACAACAAUCAGAUCCAGCCUUUGGUCGAGUGUCUAGUCCUCCCAAUGCAAUGAUAUCAUCAAGAAUGGGUGCCUCCCAGAAUCCCAUGAUGCAGCACCCUCAGACUGCACCCAUGUAUCAGUCCUCAGAAAUGAAGGGCUGGCCAUCAGGAAACCUGGCCAGGAACAGCUCCUUUUCUCAGCAGCAGUUUGCCCACCAGGGGAAUCCUGCAGCGUAUAGUAUGGUGCACAUGAAUGGCAGCAGUGGUCCCAUGGGACAAAUGAACAUGAACUCCAUGCCUAUGUCGGGCAUGCCCAUGGGCCCAGAUCAGAAAUACUGCUGACAUCUCUACACCAAGACCUCUAAGGAAAUCACUGUACAAAUGACACUGCACUAGGAUUAUCAGGGGUAAAGGAUCAUUGUUCUAGGCACCCAGCUUUGAAGAAAGGACCAGCUUUGAUCUCCAUCAAGGGUAUUCCAAGUGACGUCAUUUGAGCAGGACUGGAUUUUAAGCUGAAGCGUGAUAUCUACCUGUUUUUUUUCCCCUUCUUCUCUGUAUCAUGGUGUUCAAAACAGAAAUAUUUUUGGCAUUCUCCCUGUUAGGGAUGUGAUUCUGGAGGUAUGGAGUGUUACUGAUCACAAUACUCCUAUGUCACUUCCCUCUUCCUGACUAUCCAAAGUCUUUCAAAUAAAUGUAGGUGGGCCAGAGAACAUUGGAGAAAUCAGCAGCAAUUACAAUGCCUGGUUUCUCUAGUUGCAGCAUUGGAUGAAGAACAUUGCCCCAGCUUUCACAUGUUUUUUGUCACUACCAAGUAGUUCUGUACGUUAACCCUCUGCCCCGUGGAGCUGGCAUUUCCGAGUUCUCGUUCUUUAAUGCUAGUGUUGAGUUGCUCCAGCCCUGUUCUCGGUUGUCCUAGGCCUUUUCCUAACUAGAAUUGUCAUCUGCUCCUAAUGUCCUAUAAUACUUCACCUCCAGGAAUCGUCCUUGAUGUCAAACGGCUUUGCAGAAGGGAAAAUGAGAUGACAGUAUUUAACUGCAGCAGUAGCAAUUUUUUACAUGCUAAUGUGCAGCUGAGUGCACUUUAUUUAAAAAGUAAUGGAUAAAUGCAAUAUUCUUGAGGUCUUGCGGAAUGGUGAACUACAUUCCUGGUUUUUGUCUAAUCUGUUGGACAAGAACUAUGAUUUUUGUUGUAGUUGUUGUUGAAAGUACUGAUGUCACCCUUUGCCUAUAUGGUAGAGCAAUAAUGCUUUUUGAAAAUAAACUGCAGAAAACCCAAGGCCAGGUACUGCAUUCUGAAUCAGAAUUUCGCAGUGUUUCUGUGAAUAGAUUUUUCUUUUGUAAAUAUGACCUUUAAGAUAUUAUGUAAAAUAUGUAUAUACCUUUUUUGUAGGUCACAACAACUCAUUUUUACAGAGUUUGUGAAGCUAAAUAUUUAACAUUGUUGAUUUCAGUAAGCUCAGCGUGGUGAGGUUGCAAACAGAAGAGACACCUCCUGAAUUAUGUGGCCUGGGGGAGGGGACAGCAGUCCUCAGCUCCUCCCCCGCCUUAGAUGCCUGCUCUUUUCAACCUCUUAAUCGAAAUGCUUUUUAGAGAGAUCAUUUGUCUAGAUGUAGGCAUUUAAAAAAUUUUUUUUAAAUUCCUUUACCAGAACUAAGCACUUUGUUGAUUUUAGGGGAAAGAAUAGAUAUGAGGAAAUAAAGUUUUUGAAAAAAGAUAUCAAGAAUUUAAGAUCAAGCAAUUUGAUUAAAAAAGAAUCUUGGAUUUUAAGCAGUCCAUAAAUUAAUCGCUAUUCAUGGUAUUUUUUUAAAUUGAAUUCGUCGUCUUUUCAUGCAUUUUAGGAGUGCUCUGAGGUUUUGGUUGCUAGGACCUGAAGCCCACAUUGAGAUCUCGGGAGGAGAACCCUUGAUGUGUGGUUUCUGUUGUCUGCUCUGCUGUGUCGUCAUUCUACUAAUGUGAUGUGUUCGCCGUCCCUGAGAAUUAGGAUGGUGCCAUGACUAUUUCUUAGGCGCUCAGUCUCCAGAGCAGCCAGUGUCUGGGAUUCAGAGCUGCAGUCUGACUGAGCGCCUCGGUGCUCCCUCCCUCUUCUGCCCCCACCCCGUUCUGCCAUUGCCACUCCCUGACACUUGUUCUAGUCAGUGGGAUUAGGGAAAAAAAAAUCAAGUUUAAUUCCCUUUAUCUGGUUUACUUUAUUAAGUUCAAACAGUUGAAUGAAAAUGGGUUUUUUGGAAUAUUUGUGUAUUUCAAAUGUGUCUGCUAGCCUUGGUGUCAUUUCCUAGCAAUAACUGAGAGCCAGUUUUAAUUUCACGCAUUUAGCCAGUCUUUCUAGGUGUCUCUCAAGGUAAGAUAAUUUAACUUCUUUGACUUUCCUAUGAAUAAGUGAAACCUGUAUUUCCAGAGCCACCACUAGAGCAGAUUUGAGGUUGACCCCCCCCCGCGCCAGUGUGGUUAAAAAUAGAUGUAAGAUUGUAAAUCCAUCAGCUUCCAGCAUGGUGGCCUGUGCUUUUCAGGGGACAUCUCCUCCUGUCUGGGACAGAGGCGCAGGUGACAAGUCUCUGUCUGUGGACACAGCUGUGUCAGCAUGCCUGAACCGCUCUGGUUUAGGUCACGUGUGUGUGGGGAGACAGAACGGUGCUCUUGCCUUUCUUGAGUUUUAAAAAUAAAAAAAAUAAAGUUUUGUGAUUCUUUCCCUCAGUCCUAACUCCAGGCUAACUGGAAGGCAGCACCUCCUUUUUAUAUGGGAAAAAAAUGAAGUUUAUUAUAAGUUUUUAUAUUUUCUACUUGGUCAUUUUAUUGGUGCAAACUUAAGAUUUUGAUUUUCUUUUAAUAGAUGCAGCCUUUGAGACAAUUUGUUGUUUUUACCUUUAUUGUCGCUUUAUCUUUUUUGGAUAAUUCUCUUUGUACUCCUGCUGCCUACCUCUCCUCACCACCGCCACCCCACCACCACUUUUUUAAACCUUAGUAUCUUUUGGGUGAACAACAUAAGUAAUCUUCUCAUUUGCUUUUAGAAUGUGAGAUAUUUCCAGACCUACUUUUUUGCUGAAUCCAAAGAUAUAUAAAUAUAUAUAUUUUAUAGAAAUCAAAGUGAUAUAAAGGAGAUACAUGUUUCUUCCUUUAAAAAGCAAAUAGAAGCUGUGGUUAAUGUUCAUAUUAUGAUGCCACUUUCCGAAUCGUGUGUCCUGAGGGAAAGGUGUACAUAUUAAUCAACAGGACUGCUUAGGGAUCGCUAUUUACUAUCGAGGGGCGAGUUGGGGGUGUACCGGGGUAGGUGCUACAGAACAUAAUUGGCUUUCUGUCCUAGAAGUUCUUUGAUCCAGAGACACAUGCAGCUGGAAAGCAGAGACAGAAUGGACUGCCAGUUACCCACAUGCCUGUCCAGGUCCUUUUUUAUUUGCAGAAGCCAUGAGUUUUGUUCACAAGUCAGAAAUUGAUAGGGGUAAAACUCUAGGAUAGAUGAAAUUCCCCCUGCUGCAGAGGAGCAGGAGCUGUGGCCAGCUCCGGGGCACACCGUGUCGGAACGAGCAGGGUGUUCUCUUCUUUCCUUCUCUCUCCAAUAUGUGGAAUUCUGAAGAAGAUGGAAGUGUCAUUCUGAGAGCAAUAUUUAAAUUCUCAGGAAGUGACUUAUAGUAUUGAGAAUGAAUUCAGUUUCAAUCAAGUUUACAUUAAAUGUUGCUUUUAAAAAAUAUAAAUCAUUCUUUACACUGCAUAGAAUCCAACUACAUGGGAUAACUUAUGAGAUGGUUGGGUGGUAAGCUUUGAGUGCUUUGCUCAUCAUUUUGGAUGUCAUUGUAAAUAAAGGUUUCUAUUUAAAA
This is a messenger RNA of Equus quagga, 7935 nucleotides long. RefSeq names its product nuclear receptor coactivator 3 (gene NCOA3). The coding region runs from base 251 to 4468 and encodes 1405 amino acids. The transcript has 23 exons. Gene Ontology annotation, molecular function: protein dimerization activity; nuclear receptor binding. The record is from RefSeq and is a predicted model, not a curated record. Gene Ontology annotation, biological process: cellular response to hormone stimulus; positive regulation of transcription by RNA polymerase II. Gene Ontology annotation, cellular component: nucleus. Lineage: Eukaryota; Metazoa; Chordata; Mammalia; Perissodactyla; Equidae.